AUGACUGUGCUUUCACGGAUCUUGUCUGCGUCCAUUCUGACGCUUCCUUGCCUUGUGCAGGCCUACACCCUCAAAACUGACUACAUCGGGAACAACGCUGACGGCUUCUUCGACAAGUUCACCUUCUGGACCACUGAUGACUUAACGGGUGGCUAUGUCGAUUAUGUCGGCAAAGACACGGCCCAGUCCCAGGGACUGAUCUCUGCCAACGACGGUACUGUCUACCUGGGCGUCGACAGCAGAUGGAAAGCCACUGGUCGUGGCCGCAUGUCUCUUCGUCUGACGUCCACUGAGACCUACAACCCUGGCACCCUGUUCGUAGCUGAUGUAGCUCAUAUGCCCGAUACCUGCGGUACAUGGCCCGCUUUCUGGACGACCUCUUCGUCUCACUGGCCUGACGAAGGAGAGAUCGAUAUCAUCGAAAAUGCCAACAACGCAGCGCAGAACCAAAUGUCUCUCCACGUCAGCGAAAACCAAGGCCAAUGCAAGAUCGCUCCCAACCCGCCCAUGAAGGCCCAGAAGGACCGGUGGGAUAACUGCUUGGAGGAGCAGACUGGGGGCUGUGAUGCCAAUGAUAACAACGCCAAGGCCUUUGGAAGGGGCUUCAACGACAACAAGGGUGGUGUGUACGCUAUGGAGUGGACAGGAGACCACGUCCAUAUCUGGUUCUGGGAGCGUCAGGAUGUCCCUACCGAUAACAAUGGACCUCUAGGCCAGUCUCCCAACCCCUCGACGUGGGGCACGCCCAUUACUGCCUUUGACAGCGAGAACGGCACCGGAUGCGACAUGACCAAGCAUAUCAAGAAUCAGCGCAUCGUUAUCAAUACCGACCUCUGCGGUCGCUGGGCUGAGGGUACUUGGGGAAAUGGUUGCAAGCAGGUCACUGGCAAGAAGACGUGCAAGGAGUACGUCCGCGACGUGCCGCAGGACUUCAGCACUGCCUACUGGACUUUCAACUCGCUCAAGGUCUAUACCUAG
Messenger RNA from Monascus purpureus, 978 nucleotides. The record is from the annotation of a GenBank genome assembly. Lineage: Eukaryota; Fungi; Ascomycota; Eurotiomycetes; Eurotiales; Aspergillaceae.